CUGGGGUUUUACUGGUGUCUGGAGGCUUGUGUGGAGUCUAGAGCUCGGUCAGUGGGAAUGGGUGUGGCUGCAGUCUGCGAGGCCCGGGAGUCCCGCCCACCCGUGUGUUUGAGCAGCUCACCUGGCAACAGGUGGGCCUGACAGUUUGCUUUUCCAGGCUCUUCUGCCAUCCAUAUCUUUAGGACACUAUGGCGCUGUUCAGGCCCGUGGCACUGCUCCUUGCUCUGGUUGUCUCUGGCCUCCACUGCCUACCCUGGUCCAUAAGUAUCUCUGAGAGACGGGGGCCCAGCGCCGCCCUUCAGUCUUUCUCCUUGAACUGCUCUUCACACAUGCCCACCUUGAAGUUGCUGCAUGUUCAGCCACCCACUACCUUCUUCGACACACUCAACAUCAGCGUAACCAUGUGGCAGGGGAUCUAUAUGGGAAAGCUGACCUUGGACAACUUGACCCGGCUGGACACCCUGGCUGUGAACCACUACGAGCUACAGCUGCAGGUCACAUGUGGCACCCUUGUGAUGGAAGGACCACUCUCCGUUGAUGUGCAGCGGGACCCUGACCAUAUCCAAUGUGCUGCCCGAUUCGUCAGCCCAGUCAUCCAGGUGCUGGAAACCGUCACACCUGGGGCCAGACUGUACACUCUGCUGCUCCCAGACCUAGGACUCCAGGGAGCCCAGAUAAACAUCACCAGUGCCCAGGACCCCCCACACUUCCCUGGGCCUUUCUCCAUCAAUGGGCAGGGCUGGCUGCAGGCACCACCCCAGGGCCUCAAAGGCCAGGCUCCAAAGACCUUCCAGCUUCAGAUCCUGGUGACCUUGGGAGCAAGCCGGAGCUGCCGAGGGAUGCUCACAGUGAAGGUUUUGUCUGCUCCUUCCAGCCGGGUCUCCUUCCUGGAGCAGAACCGGAACAUCGCCAUCCCCGAGGACCUGGUGCCUGGGAGUAAGGUGGUUCAGGUUCAGGCCCGGGGCUGGGACGUGCGCUACGAAAUCCUCUCUCCUGUGCCCUGCCCGCUCUUCUCCAUCGGACCCGCGGAUGGCGUGAUUCGGACCACUGGGCCCCUAUACUUGGCACUGGCCCCAGGCGCGGCGGUCACUGUGCUGCAGGUGAAGGCCUUCGAGCGGCUCCUGCCGUGGGCCAGCGUCCAGCUGGAUCUCACCGUGAAUGUGACUCCGGUCAACCGCUGGCCCCCACGCUGCCACCCAGCUCUUCUGGUGACUCAAGUCCCGGAGACUGUGCCUGUGGGCGCCAUGCUGAGCACCUUCACCUGUGCUGACCCGGACUCUCCUGCCUCCACCCUUGACUACGAGCUGCGGUUUCACGGCCCUCCGGGGCUGUCUAGCCUCUGCCUUAGCGACAGGGAUCUGAAGGUGAAUGCCACGCUGGACUGUGAUGCUCCUGGGGCCUGCUUUCAGCUCACAGCCUCCAUCCUGGUGUUCGAUGGUGGUCAGCCCCCGAUGACCACCGAGGUGCCAGUGCUGGUGACGGUGACACCCGUCAACGAGUUCUCCCCAGCCUGUGCUCCACGUGUGUUCCGGGUUCGCGAGGAUGCGGGGCCGCGCACCCUGCUGGGCUCUGUGGUGGGCACAGACAUGGAUUACCCGCGUGACAGGGUAGAGUACUACAGCUCUGGCGGGGCUGCCACCUUCUCCGUGGACCGCCUCAGUGGAGAGGUUCGCCUCCUGGGGCCUCUGGACUACGAGCAGCAGAGGCUGCACAGGCUCACCGUCCUGGUGACCGACCAGAGCGGAGACCCGGACUCCAUCCGCCACCGCACUGGCUCCUGCACCGUGACCAUCGAGGUGGAGGAUGUGAAUGACCAUGCUCCGGAGUGUGAGCCCCCGUUUCAGGAACUCACCGUCCACACCUUCCCAGGCCGUAGCUUGGAGGUGACCAAGGUGUCAUGUUGGGUCCCUCAGGAGCCACAGCGCCUGGCUUUCUCCUACAGCAUCGUGGGAGGGAACAGUCAGAGCCGAUUCAACCUGCAAGGGGCCAUCCUGGUGCACAGCGACCUUGCGUCGGGGCCCCCCUGGCCAGAGCAGCCCCACACUUAUGAGCUACUGAUCCGUGUGGCCGACGCAGGCCCUUCCAUCCCCCACCUCAGCACCACAGCUAUCGUCAUUGUGCAUCUGGUCCCCUGGAGGGCCAGCACAGAGGCCACCAGCACCCACAGAGCCACAGUGCCUUCCACGAGGAUGCCCCUGCUCGUGACCGACACAGAGGCUUUCUGGCAGCCGGAGCCCUGGUUUGUGGUGGCACUGACAGUGACCGGUGCCCUUCUCCUCCUGACUCUGGGCUGUCUCCUCAGCAGGCUCCGCCGGGGGUUGGCCCGGGGGCUACAGACACCAAGCACACCAGCCCAGGCUCCGCCACUGAAUAGCAUCCCGGGAACGGAGGGGUCCACUGAGGCACCGAGGAUGGAGACGCGGCGGGCCCCCAGCGGCAUCAGGAGCCUCCAUUUUGAUGGCAGAGCACAGGACUCCCGCACAGGCAGAGAUUACCUGUUCAGCACUCGCACGGGAGCCCGGCGCUGGCUCUGAGGCCAAGAAGUUUCUUCGCUGUGUGGGAAUCUCUCCACA
This is a messenger RNA of Artibeus jamaicensis (Jamaican fruit-eating bat), 2573 nucleotides long. RefSeq names its product cadherin related family member 4 (gene CDHR4). NCBI's taxonomy places the organism in Eukaryota, Metazoa, Chordata, Mammalia, Chiroptera, Phyllostomidae. Gene Ontology annotation, molecular function: calcium ion binding. Gene Ontology annotation, biological process: homophilic cell-cell adhesion. The coding region runs from base 189 to 2534 and encodes 781 amino acids. The record is from RefSeq and is a predicted model, not a curated record. The transcript is spliced from 19 exons. Gene Ontology annotation, cellular component: plasma membrane.